Molecule: messenger RNA, 2210 nt
Organism: Aspergillus ibericus CBS 121593
Lineage: Eukaryota; Fungi; Ascomycota; Eurotiomycetes; Eurotiales; Aspergillaceae
Product: MFS phosphate transporter
Exons: 3
Coding region: 200-2146 (648 amino acids)
Biological process (GO): transmembrane transport
Cellular component (GO): membrane
Molecular function (GO): transmembrane transporter activity
Source: RefSeq, a predicted model, not a curated record
UAGCUGACAGGCUGACACCGCGACAGCUGGGCUGCACGGAAUUUUCGAUCGCUUCCUGAUACUUAAAUCGAGGGAUCGCCGCUGUCCUGGCUGACCCUGCGUGCCUGCCAUCUGCAACUUGAGUCCACCAACCCUCAUCUUCAUUGCCAGUCCCAUUCCUCCUCUUGUGCAAAACAUCCCAGCCAGAGGAUCUUUUACAAUGGCGGACUUUGGCCCUCGUGCUCCUCACGGGCCCGACAUGAGCGGCAAGCAGGACUUCCCCGAGAUGAACCCCAGCGAGAAGGAGGGCUUCGACCGCCUCCUCCGCCCCGACGACAGCUACACCCCCGAGGGUGUCUACUGGGCCGAUCUGCCUAUCGGACAGCGGAUCAAGUUCGUCUCCUCGAUCGAAUCCAAGGAGCGUGCCCGCGAGUGGUCAGCCCUCUGGGCCGAGAUUAAGGCGGAUCCCCUUUCCCCUAUCAUGGGCUACAUCCGCAAUACCAUUAUCCCCGGUGCUGGUAUCGGUCUCGAAGGUUACGUCCUCCUCUCCAUCGGAAACAUCUCCACCCUCUUCCAACAAUCCUUCACGGCGUGCUGGGACAAGUACGAGAUCUGUAACAAGCAGUGGAUCAACGCCAUCACCUACCUCGAAAUCAUUGGUAUCAUCAUCGGACAGGUUCUCGUCGGUGUCAUUGGUGACUGGGUCGGCCGUCGCUACGGUCUGCUCCAGGAUGCCUGGAUCAUGUUCCUCGGGUUGGUCAUGCUGACCUGUGCCUGGGGUGUCACCCAAAACGGCUGGGUGAUUUGCUAUGCCUGGUCGCUCUUCAUCUACGGCAUUGGUGUCGGUGGUGAGUACCCCAUGACUGCCACUAGCGGUAUGGAGAACGCAGUUGGCUCCGGCAAGCUGUCCACCCGGGAGGAUCGUCUUCACCGUGGCUCCAAGGUUGUCGGCGUCUUCUCCAUGCAGGGCUGGGGUCAGGUCCUCAACCAGGGCCUCCUCAUGAUCUUGCUGCUCAUCUUCAACGCCGGUAGCGGACACGAGCCCAUCAGCGAGACCAACGCCCAGUGGACCUACCGUAUCUCCUUUGUCAUCCCCAUGAUCGGUACCUUCUGGCUCAUCUACUACCGUGCCUACCACAUGAAGGCGGCCAGUAAGCAGCUCGCGGCCACCAAGAAGCGGGCCUCGGUCACUGGUUACGACACCGAGUCUCUCCGCCUGACGUUCAAGUACUUCACCCCUCGUAUCCUCGCCACCGCAGGUGGAUGGUUCGCCAACGACGUUUUCUUCUACGGUGCCAAGCUCUUCUCCGGCGAUUUCAUCAAGGUCAUCAGCCCCGGCACCAAGGACAUCUUUGUCACCUGGCAGUGGAGUUUCAUCAACUGUGUCGUGACCCUGUCCGGCUAUUAUGCCGCCAUCAUCUUCGUGGACAACAAGCUCUAUGGCCGCAAGUGGAUGCAGAUCAUGGGCUUCUUGCUCUGCUUCAUCGUCUACGUGGUGCCGGCGUUCCACUACAAGUACUACACCGAGGCCGCCCACAUCCACUCCUUCCAGGCCAUGUACUUCUUGGGCAGUUUCUUCAACCAGUUCGGCCCCAACUGCGUCACCUUCCUGGUCGCGGGUGAGGUCUUCCCCACUCCCAUCCGUGCCACUGCCCACGGUAUCUCGGCUGCCUGUGGUAAGCUGGGAGCCCUGUUGGCCGGUAUCCUCUUCAACUACAUCGACACCCAGACCAAGUUCUACUUCGUGCCCUGGUGGGGUCUGUUCGGCAUGGCCCUGACCUACCUCUUCCUCCCCGACACCACGGGUCUCGACCUCAAGGAGCAGGAGCGCCGCUGGCGCUUCAUCCGCGAGGGCCGUGAGCACGAGUACCACGGUGUGGCCGUCAACCCCAAGCACUUGUCGGUGUGGGAACGCUUCCGUGGCGCGGGCAAGUACUACGACCCGGAGCUGGACUACCAGCAGCGCAUCGAGGAGUACCGCGCGGAGUGGGAGAACAUCAUGGCGCGCCGCAGCGAGGAGACUAAGGCCGCCGACGACGACGUCGACUUGGCCCUGGUGGAGGAUGACCUCCUCGAGGGUUCGGUGCACAACUACUUCCACCGCACCAGCUCCCUGACUAAGGACCGGAGCGUGGAGAAGGUCACCGAGGCGGAGCCCUUGAACUAAAACACUGCACUUGAUUGCGCACCUGCCCGAUCGGCAUGAAAAGGUGAUACCCAUACCCAUUAUA